Symbiodinium natans is the source of this 609-nucleotide messenger RNA. The record is from the annotation of a GenBank genome assembly. Lineage: Eukaryota; Dinophyceae; Suessiales; Symbiodiniaceae.
AUGGAACGAGGAUCCAGCAGGAGGUGGACGCUCGCAGCGCCGCUCCUGGCUUCGCUCGUAACGCGAGGCCAUUCUUUGGUGCAGCGGGCGCCAAGCGCGGAGCACUGCGGUCUGACGGCUGCCGCCUGUCCUGGGUCGCCGGUGCCUGCUGGCGAUCACUCCGCAUGUUCCGAGAGCAUUGUGUUCCAAGCACCCUGCGCGAGUGUUCAGCAGGAGAUUGAAGCGCGCAUUCGCCUCAACAUGGAUCGCAAGCAGCUUUUGGGCAACUACACCCUCUUAGACUCCGAGGCCGGCGCCUGCACCAAGGCAAGCCGGGCCACGAACCCACAUGCAGACCCAGGUCCCUUCACCGACCUCUUCGGGUUCCGCUACAUGUCAGCUGGAUCACACUGCCAUGUUCUGGGGUGCUCGGAGAGUCAGGUGGAGAGCCUCUGUGACUUUUCCACGAACUUCUGCAACAUGUUCAACCUCUACUGCAGCGAGGCAGAUGGCUGCGCAAGUGUCCACCACGACCUGAAGUACGACCCAGAGCAAUUCGGCCGGGCCUGUGAUCACACUGCCUUGUGUGGCGGCUACGAAACGGUCAAGUCCCAGUGCACCCGUCGAUGA